AUGGUUCCGUUCAUCUUUGUCGGCACCAAGGAGAACAUCGGGAACGUGCAGGUGCUGCUGGAGUACCACAUCUCAUACCUCAACGAGGUGGAACAGUUGCGCAUGGAGCGGCUGCAGAUUGAUGAGCAGCUCCGUCAGAUCAGUCAGAGUCACCGCUCCUCAGACAGAGGCUCCUACACAGAAGGAGGCUCCAGGAGCUACAACAUGAGGGGGCGCAGGGGGCGGGGCCACGGCUACAGCACCGGAUAUGGCACAAACUCAGAACAGUCCAACACCUCCGAGACGGACUCCGAGCGCAAAGACGAGCUCAGCGAUUGGUCGUUGGCCGCAGAGGAUCAGGACAGGGACAUGGAGCGAGGCUCGAGGCCGCAGAGGGACAGCCGCCGCCGGCCUGGACCCGGCAGAGGAAGAGGAGCUGGAGGAAGAGGCAGAGGAAGAGGAGGAUACAAUACAUCUGGCUACAGAGACCUCCAUAGAGACCACCUUGCAGACCACGCCUCUGCAGAGAACACCACAGAGACCGACCAGACGGCUGACACAGAUGCCUCAGAAUCACAGCUGUCGACCAACCGCCGUCGGCGCUCACGCCGUCGCAGAACAGACGAGGACGCCACGCUCAUGGAUGCCAGCGAGUCUGAUAACACGUCUGUGGGCGAGAACGGAGUCGAGGAUCCUGAAGCCAAACCUCAGCGGCGCAACCGCAGUCGGCGCCGUCGCGUCCGUUACCCAGAGGAGAGGCCGCCAGUGACAGUGGCAGACUACAUAUCCAGAGCCGAAUCUCAGAGCCGACAGCUGCCUAAGAAGGACUCCAAGAAAAAUAAAGAAGUGGUGGAGCCCAUUGCAGAGCACGGACCUGGGACUGCUUCAGAGAACGGCCCCCGCACCCCUGCCUCCCCCACACGCCCCACCGCCUCCCCCACACGCCCGGCCUCCUCACCAACACACCCCCCCUCCUCCCCGACAUGCCCCCCGGUGGAGACUGUGGUGAACGGCGUGUCGUAG
Messenger RNA from Knipowitschia caucasica, 1002 nucleotides. The record is from the annotation of a GenBank genome assembly. Lineage: Eukaryota; Metazoa; Chordata; Actinopteri; Gobiiformes; Gobiidae.